GUGCAGCAGGGUGGCAAGGCUGUAGCACACGGCAGAUCGUCGAGCUGGGAAGCUCACUGGCAUCUCUGAGAGUUGAGCAUGACCUCAUUUGCGCCCAUGUGGACGAAGCAUGAAAGAGAGAUUCAUUCGUCUAGCUGUAGGAAUCAUCAAAAGGCAUCGCAUCACCACCAAUACGCGUCAAUCUAUUCUCUCUACAUUGCCCAUUUGGCUUGACGUGACGAGGUGCAUUCCUUGGCCCCCGUUUAAACUUUUUGGCCGAGGAGGUGCUGCACGCAGAGGCGAGGCGGGGCGGUGGCCGUGGCUUUUCACUGUCGAGGUGCCCGAGUUUGGCCUCGAGCCACCCAGUCGUCGAUGCCAUCCGCGCCAUCAUCCAUAUCCCCUCUCCUCCUUGAUCCUCUGCCCCUAUCGCAUUCAUUCCUUUCCUCUCAUCACCGUUCCUACCCUCCUUGUCUCUGCACGUGUCUCUCCGCCCCCAUAUCCAUUCAUCGCAGCAGGCAGAUACCCCCCCUUCCCUCGCCCAGUGGCGAAAUCUCCGCUCAGCCGCCCCUCGAUUGCUGCGUUUCUGGUACCCUCGCAGUCAUACGCCAUUCAUCUUGGCCCACCUCCCUCAUCCUCUGCUCUCCUACCUCAUCGCACUGUCCUUGCCCCCCUGAUCUAAUCAGAUUAGCCCUUCUGCCCCAUUCCCGCUACCCUUUCCCCUCCAGAGGCAGUAGAGCACAGGACUAGACUAGCGUUGUUGCCCCUCCCUCUCUUUCUCUCCUCUGGCCCGUCUCCUCCCUCCCCGGCCCACUUUAAGGGAUCACGCGUUCCUCUUUAACAGCAGAACAGGCCUCUCCAACCUCUUCCAGACUUUCUUCU
Microstroma glucosiphilum is the source of this 858-nucleotide messenger RNA. RefSeq lists its product as hypothetical. NCBI's taxonomy places the organism in Eukaryota, Fungi, Basidiomycota, Exobasidiomycetes, Microstromatales, Microstromataceae. The coding region runs from base 110 to 658 and encodes 182 amino acids. The record is from RefSeq and is a predicted model, not a curated record. The transcript has a single exon.